AAUCAAGAUUCGAUGCUCUACAACUCAACAAAUCAACGCAAUUGAAAGAUCUUGAUUUCAACUUAACUCUAUACCUGAUCAUCGCAUCUAAUGAGCAUCUAAACAGGUCAAGAUCAAAUGCAGAGCCUAAACAACGAGGGCAUAUUUUGUUCUAAUUUUAACUAUGCAGACGCUAGAGGUAGCAUGCUUGCAAUGGUUGUUACAGUUCCUAAUACUAUAAGUAGUUAGUUGGAUAACUGAUUUUUCCUAACUAAAAUCAAAUGCAUCUGCUGAAUGCCAACGAAAACCUGGCGACAAAGUGAAGUGUAAGAUGUUUAAACCGUCGUACAUGUAUUAAAAGAAUUACGUUGAAAGGAACCGCAAGAGCAAGUAAAAUGUGUGCAAAGUUACUUGCGUGUCCGCUCUGCUCUCAGCCUGCGUUUUUGACGCUUGACGCACUGCGCGCAGGACUUAUAAGUGUGGCGACACGUCCACUGGCUUGUCCAGUAUGUAAUGAAGUAUUACUAGGCGUAGACAAGCUGACGAUACAUUUAUUCAGUCACACGAUUAAUUUUUCCAACGAUCAUAAUGCCAGGAACGGUAUCAGCUCUGUUAUUGACAAUCAGAAGAACUUAAGAAAUGAAGAAGACGUCGACCACACAACCAUUCACAAUUGGAACGUAAUCAACAAAACCAUCGGUUCUCAACACGAUUUUCCUAAUGUGAAGAGUUUGCCAAAAAGUCAAAAUCAAAUAGUUCCAUCGACUACGACAACUAAUCAAGUGAUAUUUUUACAAACGUUGCCACAACUCCAAUCUGCAACCUUAAGUCGCAAUGUGAAUAAUUCUGUUGGCGAGGAAAUUUACAUGCAGAGUAUUAUGCCUGCCGGAGAGUCGGCGACUCAACAAACGUCGUCAGGAUUUAGUAACGAUAAAUUGAAACAGUGUGUAGAAAAUUCAUUGACAAAUUCUAGCAAAUCUGAGAAAGUUGAUGAAAAUUGUAGGAAAAAAAUCCUUCAGUUCCAACCAAUUUGGUCGGACAAUUUUUUGUUGAGCAAAGAAAUUAAUUCGGCUAUUGAGGAAGCCAAUUCAUCUGAAAUUGUAACAGUAUCGUCAAAAGUGUUACCAAAAACUGACAUAGAAGUUUUGCUUGAGUCUGUAGCCAAAGGUAAAGAUGUCAACGAAGCAGAAACGAUGAAAACAGAGAACUCUGAAAAGGAACAAGGAAGUUCUGAGCAAUGCCAAGUGUCACCACAAAUCAAGUCGCUAAAACCACUGGCUACAAAAGAGAAAACCGAAAGAUGUGACAUAUGCGGUGUUUAUUUUUCUGAUCAGAACAUAUUAACUCUUCACAAACAACUUGUGCACAUGAUUAACGAGAAAGAUUUGAACAGAAAAUCUGAAGAUUUAUUGAAGAAUUACCCCUGCCAUUUGUGCCCAAAGGUUUUCAAGAUGAGGGGCAGUCUUAUGGUUCAUAUGAGGGUAGCACAUAUUGGUUUUAAUUUAGGCUCGCUACCGAAGGAAGGCGACGCCUUUCCAAUGCCCGGCGAACAUGGAUACAACUGCCCAACUUGCGGGAAACUAUUUAAGAAGGAGCAACAUGUUACUCAACACUUGAAAACACACGAGGGAAAACAAUGGGAAUGUGAUGUGUGCAGUAAAAUGUUUACGACAAAAUAUUUUCUGAAAAAGCACAAGAGAUUACAUUCUGGCGAGAUGCCUUACAGGUGUAACAUCUGCGACAAAACGUUCACUUUCCAGCAAUCUUAUCACAAGCACAGGCUUUACCACAAGGACGAUAAACCUCAUACUUGUACCACUUGCGGUAGAUCUUUCAAGGAGCUUUCUACUCUGCAUAAUCAUGAACGUAUACAUACGGGCGAAAAGCCUUUUGCCUGCGAAACAUGCGGCAAAUGUUUUCGUCAACGUGUAUCGUACUUGGUACAUCGACGGAUCCACACUGGAGUGAUGCCAUACAAAUGUACAGCGUGUGGCAAAUGCUUUAGAUACAAAGUGAGUCAACGAACGCACAAAUGUACAGCGCAACCACCAGGAACGGUGGUGCGUCAGUCGAGCGACCUGGUUCAACGACUAUUGCAGGUAUCGCAGAUAAAAGAUUCCAGUUCGUCAGAUGGUGGCAAUACCAACAAGGUUCCAUCAUCGUCAGAAACCGAAACUUCACAAGUUCAGUGUAUAGCAAACGAGGAGAACAGGUACAUUUUGAUAAUUAAUAACCUAGGUCAGCAUGUUUUAACGAGGCAAUCAGAAGUCGAAGGUAAACGAUUGAAGGAGGAAGUGGAUACAGAGCGGAAAUUGACUGCAAUGAAAUAUGAGGAAAGAAAUGAUGAAACAUUUAUCAGGGACUUGUGGGGUCACAAUAUUCUAAAUGGAACAACACUCAAGGAUUCUAUGGAGAUAUCAGUAAGAAGUGGCUUAGUAGAGUCCGAGCAGGAAUUGCUAUCAGGUGAUGGAAAGAACGACUUCUUUUCCAUGGGACUGUCAUCGUCCACAGAGAACGAAGUUCGAUCACCAUCAAACGAAAUGGAACACCUAAGACUUUCCUCCCCAACAAGCAGUGAAACUAUCGUCAAUAAUGUCAAUCAGACGUCCAGCGUUGAAUUACACUCAAUGACAAAUGACUUUCAAUGUGGAAUGAACGGAUGUCACGAUAUAAUGAUUCAACAAGACUUCGUAAGCGAAAAUAGCACAGAAGCUAUCUCUUCAUCAACGAUCAAUGAGGAAUCUUUGAAGCAAUUACUCUACGGUAAUACAGAAACACACAAAUAAUUUCAGAAAGAACAAUUUCGUUUAAUCCCUUCAAGUACAAUCAUUAUAUUUAAGUUAUAAAUAUACAUAGGUGUAUAUACAUUGUAGACAUUAGAAACAAAAUUCUUAGGCAGGUUUUCUGUAACUUGCAUAAAUAUUUUAACACGCUUUAUUUUAAAUUUGGUAUCACUAAUCAAAGCGAUCAUCAUCGUUUGCCUGAUCCUCUUUCUCAGAAAACUGUGUGUAGUGGUGAUCACAGAAUCAGUGGAAUACAUCUCUGUUAUUAAGUGAAAUUUGUUCUUAGUAGGCGUUUUCGAAUUACAAAACUUGCGCAAUGUGAAUCUUAGAAGCUUCGAUUGUAUAUCUUGAUAAUUAACUAUUUUCGUUAGUCUUUUUUACUCAUUCUCACUCACAAAAUAAAUAAAUUAUAUGUGUUUGUUUUCUUUGUACAUAUAUUUUCAUCUCUACUACAAUGAGAUGGUGGUAUAAUUUUGAAUCAAGAUAUUUUUAUAUACUUGGUACAGUGUUUAAGUAUAGAGGAACACAUCCAGUUUCGUAG
Molecule: messenger RNA, 3303 nt
Organism: Neodiprion virginianus
Lineage: Eukaryota; Metazoa; Arthropoda; Insecta; Hymenoptera; Diprionidae
Product: zinc finger protein 836
Exons: 5
Coding region: 375-2765 (796 amino acids)
Biological process (GO): regulation of transcription by RNA polymerase II
Molecular function (GO): DNA-binding transcription factor activity; RNA polymerase II cis-regulatory region sequence-specific DNA binding
Source: RefSeq, a predicted model, not a curated record